AUGGAUACUGAAUCAACAGGCGACGGAACAAUAGUACCACCUUCGCUCCAACGCAAACCGUCCUUCAGCUCAACGCGGGGGCAUGUACCUUCAGGAAUCAAGACCGAGCAGCUGGGGUCUUCUUUCAAGAUGAGAGUCGAUGAAGCCUCACCCGUCAGUUUUCUGGGCGACAAGAGCGUUUUAGCGGAUGGUCAAGAGACAGGAAGAAGCGACAAAGAUGACACCAACAGCAACACUGACAACAAGGACGACGAUGACUUUUUUGACUGGGAGGAGGACAAAAUCUAUGAGGUACAGCAGGGCAAGCAAGCUCGGAGCAGUAUCGACAAACCGAGGAUGUUACAGGACGAUGUCUGCUGUCGACCGUUGCACUGUCGAUUCCACCCAUGGAUCCUCAAGUUGAUCAAGCAUGCAUUCCUGCUCACCUUCUUGCUCAUCCCCAAGUUCAUCUUGCACCAUGUCCAUUCGCGCCACCACGAGACGAUUGUGCUGAUCGAGGACGGGAGGCCCUACAUGGCUGUCGUGGUAGGGAAUCAUAUCGGCUACUUUGUGAUGCAGCUCCUGAUCAUGGCUCUCUUCAAGAUUAUCCACAGGUUUGGGUCCGUCAAGGUCAAGAUCACCCUAGAGACGCAUGACGGAUUGGUCCCUCAUAUCGCACGGUCCUGCUGGCUCUUUUCUCUGAUUGGAUUUUGGGCGGUCUUUGUACACAGCCCAACAUGUAUGUUGGCCAAGAGUCGACUAGGUCUAGCAGACACGCUCCCGGGUGGAGUCGACAUGCAUUGUCGUCGAUGGAUCUUUUGGUGGGUCUAUCGGUGUCUCUGGGGGAUCCAGGCCAUGAACAUGCUUUACAUCGUGAAGCGAUACACCAUGCAAAUUCUCUCGGACCGGUUCGAACAGGACAACUCCAAGUUUGUCGAGCUCAACUUUCAGGGCCAUGUUCUGGACGGCCUUCAAAAGAUCAAGCAGCCGAGGGCGAGCCGACUAUCGAGUCUGCAUGCACCUCAGUACCACCUGAGUCAGCACCAUCACACGCAACGCUGGGCAGAGAAAUCGACAUCUUGGUUGGCCACCACUUAUCAGGGAGCGCGAUCGCCAGGCGCUAGUCGACCCAAUUCACCCAAGGACGACAAACCUUUGACGGCAUCGAUUGUUGCGGAUUUGGCGACUGGAGGAACAGCUGGAGGAAGAAGUGCGAGGCAGAAUUCAACUUGGCAGCUACUGAAGAGAUCGAUCGCUCGGCGGACACGGACCGGUCGGCCUAAUAUGUCAGGAACUGCGGCGUCGAUCAUUGGAUCCAUGGCUGACGGCGACAAGGACCAUGAGCUGGAGCCCCAGGAGUUCUUCCGGAUGAGCAAGAAGCGCAAGUCCAAACUUAUCCACAGCCUCCGCAACAAGCCCAUCGAGAACCCGAAUAAGAAGGCAAAGGACUUGUGGGCACGGAUAUGUCCAUCACACAGGAACCACCUUGAGCGCAUAGAUCUGGAGCAACAAUUCAAAAAGGAGAUCAUGGACCGCGUCUGGAAGCUGUUUAACCCCAGUGGAGGAGACAUCGUCACGCGUGCCAUGUUCAAACAAACAAUCGUGGAUAUGGUGAAUCUACGUAAGAGUUUCACGUCUACGCACAAGACGUUUGAGAAUGCGAUGGCCAAGCUCGAUAUGCUGUUCAACUGUAUUGUACUCCUCUUUGUGAUUGUGGCCUUUCUGAUUGCCUACGACAUUGCCGUGCAGCAGUUUGCAGUCGGCGUAUCAUCGUUGGUGGUUGGAUGUGCAUUUGUCACAGGAACCUCAGCCAAGAAUGCCUUCGAGUCAAUGGUGUUCAUCUUUGUCAUGUUGGCCAAGCCGUUCGAUGUCGGUGACAGGAUCGAAUUGGAUGGCGCCUACUUUACCAUUAUCACUAUUCAUAUCCUGAGCACCGAGUUGAAACGAGGAGACGGAAUGCAUGUCUUCUCGCCCAACUAUGUCCUUGCGACGCGUAACAUCAACAACCUCAGUCGGUCAUCGGACCACGUCGAGAACAUCUGGAUGGACAUUCCCCUCUUCAGUACCGCACGGACAAUUCAAAAACUCAAGCAAAAGAUCCAAACCUACGUUGAAGGCGAGGCCGUCUCCGAUUUCCAUAAAAUCGACGUCAUCCUCAACGCGACAAAUAACCAUACAAAGGACGGGACCAGUAAAGCCUGUCUCCAGGUUCUGUGUAGAGUCUUUCAUCGGUCUCGGUGGGUUGAUUCAGAGUUUGGGGCGAGGAAACUGAAGUCGAUUUUGUUUUUGAGGGCGGCGUUGAGUGAGUUGGAGCAGGAGGAUUUGAAAGAUUUGAUUGCGGUGAGGAGGGCGAUGGGAUAUGGGAAUCAUGGUAGUGAUGGUGGACUGCAGGAAGGGGGACAACAGCAGCAGGGACAGGGUGGGAGUGCGACGGUGGUGAAUGAGGCGGGGAUGCCGGUCGGGUAUGUCGGGACUUCGGGAAAUGUCUACGAUCUAACAGGACCUGGAGUUGGCGCUGGAGUUGGCGCCGGAGUUGGAGUUGGGACAGGUCAAGCACCACCUAGAACAACAGAGUCAAGUCCUGCUGUUGGAGCCUGGUCCCAGAACGAGCUGGGCGCGGUCUAUCUGGCAUGCGACGUUGCCGAGACUCUCCAAAGGUCGUCCGUCACCAAUGCGCUACAACAGAACGGCGUCUCCAUGUCCACUCAGCAAGAGCAACAUGGAAUCAACAACAACCACAGCACAUAUGACCCGCGUCAACAACGCCAACAGAAUGAAUGUAUGUCAGGACCACAUUCAGGAACUGGAACUCUCCCAGGAUCACCCGGUAGUCUUCAUAGCCAACAACAGCAGCAUCAAAGAUAUCCCAACUACAACCUAGACUCGCGACAUAUCCUUGUCCCCGAGACCAUCCAGCUCUCGACCAAUGGAGCCAACUUCCAACCCUACCCUAACGGCUUCCAGUUCCAGCGGUAA
Molecule: messenger RNA, 2955 nt
Organism: Linnemannia hyalina
Lineage: Eukaryota; Fungi; Mortierellomycota; Mortierellomycetes; Mortierellales; Mortierellaceae
Source: the annotation of a GenBank genome assembly